AUGAACACGUCGCUCAUCGGCCUUAUCUAUCAGCUCCCAACUUUUCGGGUAUCGCAGAUCUACCCCCUUUCCAUCCGUGCCUUCGCCAUGUCCACAGCCUCCUUUCACGCUCUUCGUGCCAAAUAUAGUUCAGCCCUAGCACGUUUCAGCCCAUCGACGAGGACCUUCGAGAUUUUGUCCUCAGUCUCAGCCGAACGCUUCCAACAAUCAUCCCCAGAAGUUCUGUUCGUGUUGGAUUCGUCCUUCAACCCUCCGACUCUUGCCCACUGUCACAUUGCCAGCUCGGCAUUGUUAGAAGAUCCAGACCGUCCAUCUCGGCUCCUACUGCUCUUAGCCACCCAGAAUGCAGACAAGCCUUCCAAGCCUGCCAAGUUCGAGGACCGUCUGGCCAUGAUGGAGUUGUUUGCCCGACAUCUCCUAUCGUACACGGAGACGCUCCUACCGGUCCCGGAGCGCCAGCGUCUUCCCGGCAUCGAUAUCGGGGUCACCAAGAAACCGUAUUUCGUGGACAAAGCAGCCGACAUUGAUGCCGGCAGCGUUUACCCGCCGUCACUUGAGCAGGUUCAUCUGACGGGCUUUGACACAUUGGUCCGCAUCUUCAACCCCAAGUACUAUCCACCUGAGCAUACCUUGCAACCCCUGGAACCGUUCCUUUCGCACCACCGGCUCCGAGUCACGUUGCGCCCGGACGGCGAAUGGGGCGGUCGCGAGGAGCAAGAGGCUUUCCUUCUCACCUUGGCCCAAGGAGGCCGCGAACAUGAGGGCGGGAAGCGUGAAUGGGCCCAACGUAUUCAGUUGGUUGAAGGGAGGAGACCGGGUGGUCCGUCGGUGAGCUCUACCCAGGCGCGACAGGCUAUUGAGAACGGUAACCCCCAAGAUCUGGAUUGGCUGGUUCCCUCCGAUGUCCGGAAUUUUAUCCUAUCGGUUGAGCCGUACACCAAGUAA
Aspergillus tanneri is the source of this 945-nucleotide messenger RNA. RefSeq names its product nicotinate-nicotinamide nucleotide adenylyltransferase. Gene Ontology annotation, cellular component: nucleus; cytoplasm. The record is from RefSeq and is a predicted model, not a curated record. NCBI's taxonomy places the organism in Eukaryota, Fungi, Ascomycota, Eurotiomycetes, Eurotiales, Aspergillaceae. The coding region runs from base 1 to 945 and encodes 314 amino acids. The transcript has a single exon. Gene Ontology annotation, molecular function: nicotinamide-nucleotide adenylyltransferase activity; ATP hydrolysis activity.